UGUGAAGGUAGAUUUAAUCUUUUGGACAUUUUGUCAAAACAUUUUGACCUGUACUGCUUAAUAAGAUUCGCGAUAAGCUCUGUGGAACAUACGGGCUUAUUCUCCUCUCGUGAAAUGUGUUUGCAACAUUUCAAGGCUCUUCACCUGUAUUGUUAUCGUACCCAACCCGGUCUGAUUGUCUUCGUCAGUGAUAUCCCCUUCUGAUAUACUCCAGUGAUUGGAUCCGACACUUUUCGGAAGGUUUAAUAUUGUGAUUGACAAAACUACCGGGAUUCGGUUUGGAUUUUCUAAUAGGAUUACACUGUGAUGAAAAGCAACAGGAAUUCUACAAGGGUUCGUGUUUGGUCCUCCCUAUUUCCCCAGAUGGAAUUUUUAUUUACAUGUAUGGACGACAACUUGUAGCAUUGCACCUCACGUAAUCAGCGUUUGAUCGUGAAAAGAAGUGUAACCAUUUUGAAACAUCGUGAUAUAUAUUGCUGAUAUGUUGUGCUACAUUCGGAAAUAAACUAAACUAUAUAUUUUGAUACCUCUAGCAACGUGAAAUGUUGAAUGGCCUUCAGCUUUGUGAUGAUAUGGUCCAAUGACUGAUAGGUCAGUCUGUCUGACUGUGAACAUCGCCAGGGAAUGGUAUUACGCUACCUAAAUAUUCCGUGGAUUAGACCUCAUUUUCCUGUACGUGCUCCAUGAAGGUUUACCAUCCGUGUCAAACAUUUAUUGACUAAGCAGAGCCAAGCGUCAAGAUGAAUACACCAGAACAGGAAGCACGACUACAGGAAAUAAAUGACCAUUAUGUUUCAAUUUUACUUCCGGCAAUAAUAGUCAUCGGGGUGCUUAUGGUUAUAGGUUUAUUCGGAAAUCCUCUAGUUAUUUAUUUUUACGGCUGUCGAAUGAAAACUACGGCAUCCUAUAUGUUAUUGUCACCCUGGCUAUCUUCGAUCUCAUAUCCUGCGUUAUUUCUAUGCCCAUGGAGAUUUCAGACUUAAUCAACUUUUAUACUUUCGACAGUGCCGCAACUUGUCGUGCUCUCCGUUUUAUAAAUUAUUUUUCCUGUAUUGGUUCCGGGACGACUCUAAUUGCAAUCGCAGUCGACCGAUUCCGGAAAAUCUGCAAGCCUUUCGAAGCGCAGAUCACCGAGAAAAUGGCGAGAUGGAUCAUUUUCGGAGUGAUUGUUUUCGCAUUGUUUUGUUCAUGGCCUGCCAUUUUUCUCAACACGGUGAUUCAGAAAAAUCUGACUGAGGAUACAUCUGUGGUAGCUCGUGAUUGCACUCUAAACCCAGACGAGGAUUAUAUACUAUUUGUGACAGUCUAUAAUUCGUACCUCUUCCUCUGUUUUAUCAUCGUUUUCAUCGUACUCACCGUCUUGUACACUCUAGUCGGGAGACAGCUGUACAAGUUGCGCAGCUUCCGGUUUUAUGCCACAGGGAUCGAGAGAAACUUAUCGUCUGCUCGUCCUACGAGUUCGAUGACAGUUGCUAGUGACGUGACACAUUCGGAAGGAAGAGGGAAAAUGGAUGAUUCCUCAGGUUUCGGAAACGACCUUCGAGACGGUGCGCUGUCCCCUAUUGGAGAAGACGAUUACGGUCGACCUACAUCGGCCAACUCGAUCGCCGUCAGCGCUAGGUCGCUGAAAAUGGGUCCACACAAAAUUAUCCCUCAGAUGAUAGACCCAGACCACAAAAAGGACAUUGUUAGUGGAAUGUCGUCAUCAGUUCGACAAACAAAAAGUUUCACAGAAAAAUCAGGCACGGACAAAAUUCCUGAAAAUAAUCGUAGAGUAAGUUCGGCAACUAUGGCGAACAGCAAAGAGAGAGCAAUGGGGCAUAAGUUCGGAAGUCCUUUACGAGAAGGGUCAGCUACGUCGAGGUUGUCCUUUGCGUCAACGACAAGCUCUAUGACGGACAUAGAAACUCGUGACUCCUUAGCAACCGGACAUAUGGACAACCAGAAGGAAAAAAUGCGAUCGCAAAAUAUCAACACCAAGCGAUAUACGAUCAUAGCUCUGUCUAUUAGCAUUGCGUUCGUUCUCAGCUUUUUGCCUUACUUGACACUUGUAAUAUGGUCAACGUUAUUUAUAACUUACGACCCGAACGACUUUACACCAGCUCAACUUGUAGCUAGUGAACUUUUCCAUAGGUCGUUCUUAUUUAACUGUGCUUUAAACCCCAUCAUCUACGGCUUCCUAAACACGGAAUUUAAGAAAAUGGUCUUUGGACAAUGUGCAAGAGUAUUAUGUUGUUGCUGCAAGUCUAGGCAUAAAGACGGUGACAUAACUAAUGCGGAACUUAGUGGAAUGUCCCGGUCGACAUAACUUUCGUCAUCUCCACUGUAGUGUCCCGUCAUUGCUAGUAAUAGCACCGUGCACUAUAAGACUGUGUUUACAUUUAUACUCCAGUGUCGAUAUAUUUAUAUAAAAACAAUUUGUACUCUAGUAAUAUUAGUGCGAUGUUGCCGAUACAGCUUCCAUUAAUCAAUGGAAUUUACUAACGUUCUCGGACUGGAACUCUGGGUAAGGGUUUUAGUUUUAAAGAAGAAUCUAUUUAUCGGCAUUGAGUUUUGGUUUUAGUAACUAUAACCGGGAUUCCUGAGUGAACUUUCAAUUGUGUUAUUCCCUAAAACCGAAUGGUCAGGGUUUCCUUUAAAGCAGUCAUCACUUAAAACAUACUAUUGUUCGAUUUGCUUUUCAUUCAUUUAUAUCGAAUAAAAAAAUGUGUCUCCUUAGAAAGUAAAAAUGAUCAUAAGCUUAUUUUGACACAAGUUUUCAUCUUAUCAAAAACUUAUCUCAGGGAAUAAAAUGAUUAUCAUCUAUGACGUCAUAAACUAUAAUGGAGUUAUCUCCCUUUCUAGGUUCUAUUGACGUUUGUUUGUUAAUCGAUUAUCGUAGAUACUCAGAAAAGACAUUGGAUAUAAGCAUUUAACGUCACAAGUUUUCUGAAAAAUCUCUUGAUAUGUUAGUUACUUAAUUACGUAGAAAAAAAUAAGUUUAAUUUAAUUUAGAGCGAAUAAUCUAGGAUUUCUUUGCUUUGUAUAUUAUACAAAUGUAUAACGUUAGUGCUUUAGUUAUUGUAUCGGUUGAUAACUUUAUGGAUGACUUGCUAGGCCCGUUUUUGUUUACCUGUCUUUAUAACUGUUUUAUUUCAAGCUAUAAACAAGGUUUGUAGUGGCAAAGGGGAGAUAACUAUAAGAGUGUUUAAAAAGAAAUCAAAUUUCAAACAUGAUUCCUAUGUCCCUGAUAUUUUUUAUCAUUUAAUUGUUUAUUUUAUACUGUAUCAUAUUUUUGCCAACAAUUAUAAUCCAAUAUCACCUUUAUUUAAACGUUAACUAUUUAAGAUUUUACGUUUUGUUGUCACAUGUCUAGGUAAUGGUACGUGUAUGUACAUUAUUUAAACUAAUCACCGGUCUUAGCUGUACAGGUUAACAUUUAUAUUAUUGUUUUGUUAGUGUUGAUAACAAAGAUUGAUGCUGUAAGAAUGUAAGAAGAAAUAAAACAUGUUCCGAAGAGGAAUAUGAUUGAAAAAAUUGU
Pecten maximus is the source of this 3520-nucleotide messenger RNA. Its product is annotated as alpha-2B adrenergic receptor-like. NCBI's taxonomy places the organism in Eukaryota, Metazoa, Mollusca, Bivalvia, Pectinida, Pectinidae. Bases 959 to 2308 code for a protein of 449 amino acids. Gene Ontology annotation, cellular component: membrane. Gene Ontology annotation, molecular function: peptide binding; G protein-coupled receptor activity. The transcript has 2 exons. Gene Ontology annotation, biological process: G protein-coupled receptor signaling pathway. The record is from RefSeq and is a predicted model, not a curated record.